This is a messenger RNA of Aureococcus anophagefferens, 999 nucleotides long. RefSeq lists its product as hypothetical. Gene Ontology annotation, molecular function: transmembrane transporter activity. NCBI's taxonomy places the organism in Eukaryota, Pelagophyceae, Pelagomonadales, Pelagomonadaceae. The transcript is spliced from 6 exons. Gene Ontology annotation, cellular component: membrane. The record is from RefSeq and is a predicted model, not a curated record. Gene Ontology annotation, biological process: transmembrane transport. Bases 1 to 999 code for a protein of 332 amino acids.
AUGGCUCCCGCUCCUCGCUACAGCUGGUUCGUCCUCCUCAUCCUCGGCCUCAUCUACAUGCAGCAGCAGUGGAGCCGCUACAGCCUCAACUACCUCUACAACGUGUCCGCCGACGACGACUUCACGUCGAUCCAGGCGGCCGACUCGUUGAGCUACGCGGACUACGGCAUCCUCACGGGCUACGGCUUCUCGGCGACCUUCUGCCUCGCGGGCCUCGUCGCGGGGCGGGCCGCCGACGUGUCGUCGCGGAAGCUCAUCAUCUUCGCGGGCUGCCUCAUCUGGAACGCGGCGCUCUUCAUGAUCGGGUACUCGAAGACGUACGCCGAGGUGCUGCUCUGGCGUUUGGCGUUGGGCUUUGGCCAGGCCUUCUCGAACCCCGCGAGCUACAGCCUCAUCGCCGACUACUUCCCGGAGGCGCAGCGCGCGCAGGCCAACGGCCUCUUCGCCUGCGGCGUCGGCGGCGGCCUCGCGUCGCUCUGCAUCUCCAUGGCGACAAGCCUCGGGUGGCGCGACGCGUGCUUCCUCAUCGCCGCGCUCGGCUUCGGCCUCGCCGCGCUCGAGGGCCUCGGCGUCGCCGAGCCGGGCCGCGGCGCCGCCAAGCCCGCCGGCGGCGACGCCGGCGCGCCGGCGCCGGGCCCGCCGAAGAAGACGUUCAAGCAGGCGCUCGCCGCCAUCUUCGGCAACCGCCUCGUCGUCCUCGCGGGCUACCUUCCGACGUUCUACGGCGUCGUCUUCCCGGGCUACGACGACGAGUACUCCUACAUCAACGCCUACGUCGCGUGCGGCUGCUUCGGCGCGCUGCCGUUCAUGGCGAUCUGCUGCCUCGCGCCCAACUUCUACGUCUCGAUCCUCCUCGGCCUCUUCCUCGAGUACCUCGUCGUCGCGACGAUGCAGUCCGCGCUCGAACCGGACUGCCGCGCGCUCGCCAUCGCCUGCUUCACGCUCAUCGCGACGUUCUUCGGGUCGCUCGCGAUUUUGGUUGGUUCCAUCUUACAAUAG